AUGGACCUCAACCUGGUCCUGUCCACGCUCAUGGGGCCCCCUUUCGAGCCCAUGGCGACCUGCCCUCUGUCCUGCCUUUCCUGGAAGGUGGCCUUUCUGGUGGCCAAAACCUCGGCCAGUAGGAGUGGUCUCGAGAACAUCCCUCCAGGCCACGUUAGACAUGGCAGACUCAGCGGCUUUGACUAUGGCCACCACCAUUACAAGGAGGAGCAGCGUGUGGCUGCAGCCUUCCUCCGCAGAUGUCAGGUGCAAGUAUUCAUCAAGGCCGAGUCGCAAGCACAGGCUGCAGAGAAUGUGUCUCUGGCUCAGGCCACCUUCCACAGGCUGGGCCUCAUAUUGAAUGUGCCCAAAUCCACACUAGCCCCGAUGCAGAGAACAGAAUUCAUAGGAGCUCUCUUGGGCUCCACACAGGCCAGGGCUUUCCUGACAGAGCUGCGCUUCCAAGCAUUCAUGGACAUUAUCAAAAACCUUCGCCGAUUCCCCACAACCACGGCCAGAAAUUGCAUGAAACUGUUGGGGCAUAUGGCGGCCUGCAAAUACGUUAUCAAGAACACCAGUGCACUCUAUGAGAGCGCAGACAUCGUCCGCAGCAUUCCUGGCACAGGUCCUAUCAAGGAAUUAUGCAAGGCAGCUACGUGGUCCUCUGUUCGCACCUUCACAUCACACUACGCCAUUACCCAACAGGCAAGGGACGAUGCAGCCUUUGAUGCUGGCAUCUCAGAAGUGGCUCAGAUCCAACUGGUGAAUGGCCCAAGUCGCUGCGCUGGGAGGGUUGAGGUGCUUUACAACCAGAAGUGGGGAACCGUAUGUGAUGACAGCUGGGACUUACAGGAUGCUGGAGUUGUAUGCAGGCAGCUGGGCUGUGGGACGGCUUUAUCAGCCCCACGAGGAGCAAGAUUUGGGCCAGGAUCUGACCGUAUAUUGCUGGAUGACGUCAACUGCACAGGGACAGAAGUUGCCCUCUCUGAUUGCAGGGCUCGGCCUUGGGGACACAAUAACUGUACCCACGGAGAAGAUGCCGGUGUUGUGUGCUCAGGUACAGAGAUACCACUCCCCGGCACUCUCCGAGUGGUGAACGGCCCGAGUCGCUGCGCUGGGAGGGUCGAGGUGCUUCACAACCAGAAGUGGGGAACCGUGUGUGAUGACAGCUGGGACUUACAGGAUGCCGGAGUCGUGUGCAGGCAGCUGGGCUGUGGGACGGCGUUAUCAGCCCCAGGAGGGGCUCGAUUUGGGCGAGGAUCAGACCGUAUCUGGCUGGCUGACAUCAACUGCACAGGGACAGAAGUUGCCCUCUCCGAUUGCAGGGCUUGGCCUUGGGGAAAGAAUAACUGUACCAAUGGAGAAGAUGCCGGUGUUGUGUGCUCAGACGCUGGCAUCUCAGAAGUGGCUCAGAUCCGACUGGUGAACAGCAGGAGUCACUGCGCUGGGAGGGUCGAGGUGCUUCACAACCGUCAGUGGGGAACCGUGUGUGAUGACAGCUGGGACUUACAGGAUGCCGGAGUCGUAUGCAGGCAGCUGGGCUGUGGGACGGCAUUAUCAGCCCCAGGAGGGGCUCGAUUUGGGCAAGGAUCUGACCGUAUCUGGCUGGAUGACGUCAACUGCACAGGGACAGAAGUUGCCCUCUCUGAUUGCAGCGCUCGGUCUUGGGGAGAGAAUAACUGUAACCACGGAGAAGAUGUCGGUGUUGUGUGCUCAGACGCUGGCAGCUCAGAAGUGGCUCAGAUCCGACUGGUGAACAGCCCAAGUCACUGCGCUGGGAGGGUCGAGGUGCUUCACAACCAUCGAUGGGGAACCGUGUGCGAUGACAACUGGGACUUACAAGAUGCAGGAGUCGUAUGCAGGCAGCUGGGCUGUGGGACGGCGUUAUCAGCUCCAGGAGGGGCUCGAUUUGGGCGAGGGUCAGAUCGUAUCUGGCUGGAUAACAUGAACUGCACAGGGACAGAAGUUGCCCUCUCUGAUUGCAGGGCUCGGCCUUGGGGAGAAAAUAACUGUACGCACGGAGAAGAUGUCGGUGUUGUGUGCUCAGACGCUGGCAUAUCAGAAGUGGUUCAGCUCCGACUGGUGAACAGCCCAAGUCACUGCGCUGGGAGGGUCGAGGUUCUUCACAACCAGAAGUGGGGAACCGUGUGUGAUGACAGCUGGGACUUACAGGAUGCCGGAGUUGUGUGCAGGCAGCUGGGCUGUGGGACAGCGUUAUCAGCCCCAGGAGGGGCUCGAUUUGGGCAAGGAUCUGACCGUAUCUGGCUGGAUGACGUCAACUGCACAGGGACAGAAGGUGCCCUCUCCGAUUGCAGGGCUCGGCCUUGGGGAGACAGUAACUGUAACCACAGAGAAGAUGCCGGUGUUGUGUGCUCAGAGGCUGGCAUCUCAGAAGUGGCUCAGCUCCACCUGGUGAAUGGCCCGAGUCGCUGCGCUGGGAGGGUCGAGGUGCUUCACAACCAGCUCUGGGGAACCGUGUGUGAUGACAGCUGGGACUUACAGGAUGCCGGAGUCGUGUGCAGACAGCUGGGCUGUGGGACGGCGUUAUCAGCCCCAGGAGGGGCUCGAUUUGGGAGAGGAUCUGACCAUAUCUGGCUGGCUGACGUCAACUGCACAGGGACAGAAGUUGCCCUCUCCAAUUGCAGGGCUUGGCCAUGGGGAGAGAAUAACUGUACCCAUGGAGAAGAUGCCGGUGUUGUGUGCUCAGACGCUGGCAUCUCAGAAGUGGCUCCGCUCCAACUGGUGAACAGCCCGAGUCACUGUGCUGGGAGAGUCGAGGUGCUUCACAACCAUCGAUGGGGAACCGUGUGCGAUGAGAACUGGGAUUUACAGGAUGCCGGAGUCGUAUGCAGGCAGCUGGGCUGUGGGACGGCGUUGUCAGCUCCAGGAGGGGCUCGAUUUGGGCGAGGGUCAGAUGGUAUCUGGCUAGAUGACAUCAACUGCACAGGGAAAGAAAUUGCCCUCUCCGAUUGCAGGGUUGAGGCUUGGGGAGAGAAUAACUGUACCCACGGAGAAGAUGCCGGUGUUGUGUGCUCAGACGCUGGCAUCUCAGAAGUGGCUCAGAUCCAACUGGUGAAUGGCCUGAGUUGCUGUGCUGGGAGGGUUGAGGUGCUUUACAACCAGAAGUGGGGAACCGUUUGUGAUGACAGCUGGGACUUACACGAUGCUCGAUUUGUAUGCAGGCAGCUGGGCUGUGGGACGGCUUUAUCAGCCCCACGAGUAGCUCGAUUUGGGCGAGGAUCUGACCCUAUAUUGCUGGAUUAUGUCAACUGCACAGGGACAGAAGUUGCCCUCUCCGAUUGCAGGGCUCGGCCUUGGGGACACGAUAAAUUCCACGGAGAAGGUGCUGGUGUUGUGUGCUCAGACGCUGGCAUCUCAGAAGUGGCUCAGCUCCAACUGGUGAACGGCCCGAGUCGCUGCGCUGGGAGGGUCGAGGUGCUUCACAACGAGCUCUGGGGAACCUUGUGUGAUGACAGCUGGGACUUACAGGAUGCCGGAGUCGUGUGCAGACAGCUGGGCUGUGGGAUGGCGUUAUCAGCCCCGGGAAGGGCUCGAUUUGGGCGAGGAUCUGACCGUAUCUGGCUGGCUGACGUCAACUGCACAGGGACAGAAGUUGCCCUCUCUGAUUGCAGGGCUUGGCCUUGGGGAGUGAAUAACUGUACCCACGGAGAAGAUGCCGGUGUUGUGUGCUCAGACGCUGGCAUCUCAGAAGUGGCUCAGCUCCGACUGGUAAACAGCCCGAGUCACUGCGCUGGGAGAGUCGAGGUGCUUCACAACCAUCGGUGGGGAACCGUGUGCGAUGACAACUGGGACCUACAGGAUGCUGGAGUCGUAUGCAGGCAGUUGGGCUGUGGGACGGCAUUAUCAGCCCCAGGAGGGGCUCGAUUUGGGCGAGGGUCAGAUGGUAUCUGGCUGGAUGACGUCAAUUGCACAGGGACAGAAGUUGCCCUCUCCGAUUGCAGGGUUCAGACUUGGGGAGAGAGUAACUGUACCCACGGAGAAGAUGCCGGUGUUGUGUGCUCAGAAAUGGCUCAGCUCCGACUGCUGAACGGCCCGAGUCGCUGCGCUGGGAGAGUCGAGGUGCUUUACAGCAAGCUCUGGGGAACCGUGUGUGAUGACAGCUGGGACUUACAGGAUGCCGGAGUUGUGUGCAGGCAGCUGGGCUGUGGGACGGCAUUAUCAGCCCCAGGAAGAGCUCGAUUUGGGCAAGGAUCUGACCCUAUAUGGCUGGACAAUGUUCACUGCACAGGGACAGAAGCUGCCCUCACCGAUUGCAGGGCUCAGCCUUGGGGAGACAGUAACUGUACCCACGGAGAAGAUGCCGGUGUUGUGUGCUCAGAUGCUGGCAUCUCAGAAGUGGCUCAGCUCCGACUGGUGAAUGGCCCAAAUCGCUGCUCUGGGAGAGUCGAGGUGCUUCACAACCAGCAGUGGGGAACCGUGUGUGAUGACAGCUGGGACUUACAGGAUGCCGGAGUUGUAUGCAGGCAGCUGGGCUGUGGGACGGCGUUAUCAGCCCCAGUAGGGGCUCGAUUUGGGCGAGGGUCGGACCGUAUCUGGCUGGAUAACGUCAACUGCACAGGGACAGAAGUUGCCCUCUCCGAUUGCAGGGCUCGGCCUUGGGGAGAGAAUAACUGUACCCAUGGAGAAGAUGCCGGUGUUGUGUGCUCAGUGUUUGCAGACGCUGGCAUUUCAGAAGUGGCUCAGAUCCGACUGGUGAACAGCAGGAGUCACUGCGCUGGGAGGGUCGAGGUGCUUCACAACCAGCAGUGGGGAACCGUGUGUGAUGACGGCUGGGACUUACAGGAUGCUGGAGUCAUAUGCAGGCAGCUGGGCUGUGGGACGGCGUUAUCAGCCCCACUGGGGGCUCGAUUUGGGCGAGGGUCAGACCCUAUAUGGCUGGAUUACGUCAACUGCACAGGGACAGAAGCUGCCCUCUCUGAUUGCAGGGCUUGGCCUUGGGGAGACAAUAACUGUACCCACGGAGAAGAUGCCGGUGUUGUGUGCUCAGACUCUGGCAUCUCAGAAGUGGCUCAGCUCCAACUGGUGAACGGCCCGAGUCGCUGCGCUGGGAGGGUCGAGAUGCUUCACAACCAGCUCUGGGGAACCGUGUGUGGUGACAGCUGGGACUUACAGGAUGCCAGAGUUGUGUGCAGGCAGCUGGGCUGUGGGAUGGCGUUAUCAGCCCCAGGAGGGACUCGAUUUGGGCAAGGAUCUGACCGUAUCUGGCUGGAUGAUAUCAGCUGCACAGGGACAGAAGCUGCCCUUUCCGAUUGCAGGAUUCAGCCUUGGGGAGAGAAUAACUGUACCCACGGAGAAGAUGCCGGUGUUGUGUGCUCAGACGCUGGCAUCUCAGAAGUGGCUCAGCUCCGACUGGUGAACAGCAGGAGUCACUGCGCUGGGAGGGUCGAGGUGUUUCACAACCAUCGGUGGGGAACCGUGUGCGAUGAUAGCUGGGACUUACAGGAUGCUGGAGUCGUGUGCAGGCAACUGGGAUGUGGGACGGCGUUAUCAGCCCCAGGAGGUGCUCGAUUUGGGCGAGGAUCAGACCGUAUCUGGCUGGAUGAUGUCAACUGCACAGGGACAGAAGCUGCCCUCUCUGAUUGCCGGGUGCAGUCUUGGGGAGAGAAUAACUGUACCCAUGGAGAAGCUGCCGGUGUUGUGUGCUCAGACUCUGGCAUCUCAGAAGUGGCUCAGCUCCGACUGGUGAACGGCCCAAGUCGCUGCGCUGGGAGAGUCGAGGUGCUUCACAACCAGCAGUGGGGAACCGUGUGUGAUGACGGCUGGGACAUAACUGAUGCUGGAGUCGUAUGCAGGCAGCUGGGCUGUGGGACGGCGUUAUCAGCCCCAUGGGGGGCUCGAUUUGGGCGAGGAUCUGACCGUAUCUGGCUGGAUGACGUCAACUGCACAGGAACAGAAGUUGCCCUCUCCGAUUGCAGGGCUCGGCCUUGGGGAGAUAAUAACUGUACCCACGGAGAAGUUGCUGGUGUUGUGUGCUCAGGCUCAGGCAUCUCAGAAGUGGCUCCGCUCCGACUGGUGAACGGCCCAAGUCGCUGCGCUGGGAGAGUCGAGGUGCUUCACAACCAGCAGUGGGGAACCGUGUGUGAUGACAGCUGGGGCUUGUCCGAGGCUGAAGUCGUGUGCAGGCAGCUGGGCUGUGGGACGGCGUUAUCAGCGCCACGUGGGGCUCACUUUGGACAAGGAUCUGACCAUGUGUGGCUGGAUGAGGUUCAGUGCACAGGGGCAGAAGCUGCCCUCACCGAAUGCAAGGCUAAGCCUUGGGGAGAGCAUGGCUGUAACCCCGGAGAAGAUGCCAGUGUUGUAUGCUCAGAUCAGGGCCAGCUGAGGCUGCGGCUGACGAGUGGCCCAAGCCCCUGCUCCGGGCGAGUGGAGGUGCUGAUUAACGACACCUGGGGUGCCGUGUGUGACGCCGGCUGGGGCCUGCCGGAGGCGGGGGUGGUGUGCAAGCAGCUGGGCUGCGGCACGGCGCGGUCGACCCCGGGAGUUGCUCAGUUCGGCCCCAUGGCCGGCGAUGUCUGGCUGGAGGGCGUGAGCUGCUCGGGCCAGGAGUCUCUCAUCAGCGAGUGCCAGCUGAGGUGGCUGGGUCCCGGGCUGUGUGGCCGUGGCUCUGAGGCCAGCGUGGUGUGUGCCGGGCAGGCCGGCCUUGGGCUACUCUACUAUGUGCUCCUCGGCCUGGGUGCCCUCGGGGUGCUGAUCUGCGGGGUCCUGCUCUGCUGGAGGAUGCGUCGGAACAGAGCUGCUGGGUACCCCCUGGGCCAUGUGCACAUGGAGGAGCUGUGGGCUCCAGGGACCCCGGCCUGGCCCCAGGAAGCAGCAAAUCCAGAGCCCCCCGAGGAGCCCAACAGCGAGAAGACCCAGCGGUGCUGUGAAAGCCGCAUGCCAGCCGGGCUGGGCUGGGCUCAGCCUGCAGUGAGAGAUGGGCUGGUGGGAUCCUGCACAGAGCAGCCCCAGAGCUGCCAGCUGCCUGGACUGUGGGAACUCUGA
Molecule: messenger RNA, 6981 nt
Organism: Emys orbicularis (European pond turtle)
Lineage: Eukaryota; Metazoa; Chordata; Testudines; Emydidae
Product: deleted in malignant brain tumors 1 protein-like
Cellular component (GO): membrane
Source: RefSeq, a predicted model, not a curated record